AUGUAUGUUAAUGAUAUGGAAAAGAUGAAAGAUUUCGACAUCAAAUACUUCGGGGCUAAGCCUCAACCAAUGUAUCACAAUCCAAAGACAGAAUUCAGAAGCACUUUCAUGCAAUUCCAUGACGGUGCAAAGCUUGAAAUCAUGACAAGACCAGAUACAGUUGAUGGUGAAAAGCAAAUGACAAGAACUGGCUUUGUUCACAUUUCAAUGUCCCUUGGCAGCAAGGAAGCUGUUGAUGAAAUGGCCGCAAAGAUUAAGGGUGAUGGAUAUACUCUUGUUUCUGGACCACGCACAUGCGGUGAUGGAAGCUACAUGGCUUGCAUUCUUGAUCCAGAAGGUAACCAGAUCGAAAUGAAGAUCUAA
Trichomonas vaginalis G3 is the source of this 363-nucleotide messenger RNA. RefSeq names its product glyoxalase/bleomycin resistance protein/dioxygenase superfamily. The coding region runs from base 1 to 363 and encodes 120 amino acids. The record is from RefSeq and is a predicted model, not a curated record. NCBI's taxonomy places the organism in Eukaryota, Parabasalia, Trichomonadida, Trichomonadidae. The transcript has a single exon.